Suillus fuscotomentosus is the source of this 1878-nucleotide messenger RNA. RefSeq lists its product as uncharacterized. Gene Ontology annotation, molecular function: protein binding. Lineage: Eukaryota; Fungi; Basidiomycota; Agaricomycetes; Boletales; Suillaceae. Bases 10 to 1878 code for a protein of 622 amino acids. The transcript is spliced from 6 exons. The record is from RefSeq and is a predicted model, not a curated record.
UUUAUCAGCAUGAGGGACUGGCUCAAGCAUCUCUACGAGGCUAUCAAUCCACCCUUAUUCAUUCAAGGUUCCCCCGCGGACCUUGACCUAAGCCUGAUGCCUCUUCGUUUAGAUGGCAUGAAAGUGGUGAAGCUCUGGAUCUGCGAAUCCUUCUACUCGCUCCACCCAUUCCAUACUCAGGCUGAAUUUUUGACGGCAUUGAUGGGAAUAACUAGUUUAAGUUUUGCUUUUGACAGGGACAAUGCACUUGCCUAUAUCUCCCGAGCAAAAUGUACGAUCUCCGGACCAUUAGAACUCUUUCGCAAGAGGGACAAUCGCUAUAUGGUCCUUGAACUGCUUAGUUCUUCCCGAGGAGCUUCCCGUGGCAGCAUCUCAUCGGGAAUUAUGUAUCUUCUGCAUGUUCUCGAUAAUCGUUUAUAUGCCAACCUCUCGGUGUUGUGCGACUGUAUCGAGGACGUCUGCGGUGCUUUUAUAAUCAACUGGCGAAUUGACCCACACUUGAAUGAGUUUCCCCUUCACAACGCCGUGCUUCCAUGUAACUGGCUGCUGUUUCCCCACAAGUUCACUACGGAGAAAAAAACCAACCUGUUUUUGAUGGGCGAGCUUCUAGAUGAGAUAGCGAGGCUGGUCGAAGCAUUGCGCGUAGAAGCCGGCAUGGGUGAGUCUUUUAAUUUUUCAGAGAUCCGAGAUCACAAUUGGGCAGAUUUCCUCUGGCUGAACUACGCGAAAUUUACGCCCAUUCUGCGUAAUGUUUUCAUUUCCCGGAUCUGCAGGGUUCUCUGCCUCAUCGCCCAUAACAUCAGCAAUCGCACCUUGAGAAGCAAAGUAGACAAUAUCAUUCUUUCUCUACACACAAACGACCCUCCUUCGAAUGGGCAUCCAGUUAAUUAUCGGAAGCUCGUGGAUGACGUGGUUAGGUACACGACACCCUUGCCAGGAUUGGCACCACCCCCAGACGGUUACCUGCGAGCUCUCCUGGUUUUCGACGACAAUAAAGGAGUGGGCAACCUGCUCGUAUACGAGAAGACCAUCGAGAUCCCCCAGCUUCUUUCAUCGUACACAGUGAUCACACAGCCUGCCAUGAUAGUAGAGGCCCCUACCUCCGCACGUCGCGUAAAACAUCCCAAGAACCUACCAGAGGUUACGCGGCACAAUGAGAAAGAGAUGACGGAGCCGCAACCUCAAGAGUUUGAAGGAGAAGAAGAGAGAGAGGAAGAUGUCACGGCGAAUGCUGAUACCGAGACCCGUCAGGUAUCGGAGACUUUGGAUGAGGCGGCGACGUUGCUUGCACCUGAUCUUGACGAGUCGCUACCCACCAACGGACCAUCGGUGGAGGAGCAAGAGGCAGCUUGCAAUAUUCAAAACGUAUACCGCCGUUACGUCAGACGCCGCUCGAGUCGUGCAGUCAAUGCCGAAAUCGAUGCGAUAUUCAUGGCAUGCCUGAAGCAGACGCAGUCCCCUGAAUGGCGUCCGGGUUAUUACAGCCUGCUUUUCCUUGGACCGUUGCCUCACCUCCUGGUGUGCUUGGAACGAGGCAUUGCUCUGACUCACGCUGCCAAAACGAAGACGAAAGUCCUUUUCAACAAGGAGUCUCAUGAAAAGCUUGAAGAGUUGGGCAAGCAGAGAAGCGGGAUAGCAACGCUCCUCAAGAAGGGAUCUAAACUGCGCAAGCAGUUAGAACCUUCCUCAUCCACUCAUCGUGCCCGUGACAUUGAUGCACUCAGAUCUGGAGUUCUAGAGGUCGAGGAAUUCAUGCAGGGGGUUCCGAGCAGCAUGAAAGAUAUGCAAUCCGACUUUCAAAUAGCCUAUAAGGGCAUUGUCACAAAGAAGGUUCAUGCGGGAGAGAAAAAGAAACCCCCUCUCAAUGUCGAGGUAUGA